AUGAGUAUUGAUAAUGUUGAUCUAAUAGAAAAGACUCAAAUAAGUAAAACUACUUCAAAUGCAGAUGCAGUUAUACCACAACAGGUAAAUAUAAAGUAAAAUAUAAUAUUUUUAAUUUUUUCAUUGUUAAAUAUUUUAUUUAUUUUGUGGGUGGUUAUAGGCUAUGUACAUGUAGGUAAUAUAUGUAAUUAUACAUUACAUAACUGUAUAGAACAAUACAACUAUUCACAUUCAAGCAGUAUAAUUAAAGAGUUGAUAUUUAAUUUUAAAAAUAACUAAAAAUUGAUUUGGGUGCCAAGAAUAAUUAAUUAGUGAAGGUUAUAUUGAUAAAUGCAAAUAAAACUAUGUUGAGCUGUUGUAGAGUAUUGCUAUUAAAUAUAUGCUAUAUAAGCUAUUUUAGAGGAAAUAAAAAAACUAUGUUAAAGCAGCUUUUAUGCAAUAUAUUAUACUAAUUUUAUUCUAUAAUUAUUUACAGCUAGAUUUAUUGAAUAUGGAAAUAUAGAUAAUAUUUUAUGGCUUUUUUAUUUAAGGAUAUACCAACUAUAUAUUAUAUAGUUAUGACUAUUAUAAGGAAUUAUAUAAAAUAUUUUUUAUAUUUAACUAAUAAUAAAUAAUGUUAUACAAUUUGCUGCAAUAAAACUUAAUUUCAAGAUUAAUAUAUUAAUAUUUAAUAAAAUAUUAAUUGCUGAAAUAUUAAUAAUUUAGUAUGUAUAUUUUAUAAUUUUUGCUUCAUAAUUUAAGCAUAAUAUAAGAUGUUUUAUUGGAAUUGACAGACUUAUCUUUAUAACUAUAAAAUAGGAAUAUAUAUCUUUCAGUAGCAAAUAAUUAUAUUGAAUGUGCAAUCUGUAUGUUUGAUUCUGUCAGAACAAUAUGGAUCAAAAACAGAAGAAGUGAUUGAUGCAUUUUCAAAAUUAAUGUUUAAAGUUGUUUCAUUAACAAAUAAUCGUAAUGUUCAAAAAUUAAUUUUGGACAAGUUUUUAAAAGUCUAGCCAACAAUAUGCGUUUUAAGCUAUUUACUUUUCAAACAUUUCAUUCAAUAGCAGCAGGUAAUAUAUUCAAAGAAAAAAAAUGAUGAUCUCCUUAAAGACUUAGAUGUUCUGAAUGUACAAAACUGGCCGGAUAAAUAUGAUAUUCAAUAUGGUGACAAAUUUGUAAGGAGAUUGGCUACACAAUUUCAAGUAGAUGAAAUACUUAUUGUUAGAGGUUUUCGCGAGUUUAAGGACACAACAAAUUUGUCACUAGUUUACUCAUUAAGACCAUUAAUAGUUGCAAUUAAUACAAUUAACAAAAGUUUUAGUACCAUGAAUAUUAUAGCUACUUGGAAAAGAAAUGCAUUAACUCCCAAGCAUUUAUCAUCAUUGUUAUUAAUACAAUGUAUAGGUCCGCUCACUAAUAGUCGCCACGGCUCAAUAAUGUUUAAUAAGUAA
Molecule: messenger RNA, 1427 nt
Organism: Cinara cedri
Lineage: Eukaryota; Metazoa; Arthropoda; Insecta; Hemiptera; Aphididae
Source: the annotation of a GenBank genome assembly